Vombatus ursinus (common wombat) is the source of this 1515-nucleotide messenger RNA. RefSeq names its product family with sequence similarity 3 member A (gene FAM3A). The transcript has 9 exons. The record is from RefSeq and is a predicted model, not a curated record. Bases 99 to 794 code for a protein of 231 amino acids. NCBI's taxonomy places the organism in Eukaryota, Metazoa, Chordata, Mammalia, Diprotodontia, Vombatidae.
UGCGCACACAACACGCAUACGUAUAUACAUAUACACACACACGCACACACACUCACACUCUCUGACACACGAACGCACAUUCACACACCCCCGGAGCCAUGAGGGUGGCAGGCCCCCUGCGCGUUGUAGUACUGAUCCUUACUGCUGGCCUCACCUGGAUCAUGGGCAGCAUUCUCCUGGGGACGCAUGGGAGCAGCUUCUCUCGGCUACAGCAGCUCUUCAGUAGUCCUGAGAAUGCAGUGACAACAGAGCCCCGGGCCAGGAAGUAUAAGUGUGGCCUGCCCCAGCCAUGUCCUGAACAGCAUUUGGCCUUCCGUGUGGUCAGUGGGGCCGCCAAUGUCAUCGGACCCAAGAUCUGCCUCGAGGAUAAGAUGCUAAUGAGCAGUGUAAAGGACAAUGUCGGACGUGGGCUGAACAUUGCCUUGGUGAAUGGAGUGAAUGGGGAACUCCUUGAGGCCAAAUCCUUUGACAUGUGGGCUGGAGAUGUCAAUGAUUUAUUGAAGUUCAUCCGGCCACUCCAUGAAGGGACACUGGUGUUUGUGGCUUCCUAUGAUGACCCAGCCACCAAGAUGAAUGAUGAAACCAGGAAAAUCUUCAGUGAGCUAGGCAGCACAAAUGCUAAGGAACUGGCCUUCCGGGACAGCUGGGUGUUUGUUGGUGCCAAAGGAGUUCAGGACAAGAGCCCUUUUGAGCAGCAUGUGAAGAACAGUAAGAACACCAACAAGUAUGAGGGCUGGCCAGAGGCAUUGGAGCUCGAAGGCUGCAUUCCUCAACGGACAGUGGGCGCUCAGUGAGCUGUUGUGCUGCCUCUCUCUCCCUCCCUCCUUACCUCACAGCAGGCCUGGCCUGGUGAGUUGCCCAGGUGGGCUGUCUGUUCAGGCCCUCCCUGGAUUGAUUGCCCCCUGGAGAAAGCCACCUGAAUGAGGGGAGAGAGGCUUGAGCUGAGAUGGGAGUGGAGGCUCACCUGGCACCUGCUUCUCUCCCCAAGCAUGUGCAGAGUUCUCAGGCCCUUUCCCCCAGUGCCUUACUCCUUCCAGGAAACCUUUCUUGCACUUUUUCCAGGUCACUCCAGCUUUCUUGGAAACUGAAUGUAACAGGUGGUGGGAUAGUUAGGCCCCAGUCGGGGAAACCCUUCCUUCAGUCAGUCACAUCCCCCCCCCCCCCUCCCCCCAUAACCCAUGGUCUAGCCAAGUCGGGCCCCUAGUGCAUCCAAGGCUCUCCCUUCCCCACAACUCUUCCCCUUUAUGCCUUUGGCUUGUGCUAUAGGUCUGCUGACAGUCCUCUUGCCCACUCUGCCUUGGUUCCCAGAGCCCAUUGCUUCCUUACAGCAGGGCUCUGCUACCUGGUCUAGCAGGAUUUGAAAGUAAUGGCAUCACUUUGGGGUGGAUAUAAGAGCUCUGCCCCUCCCCCACAUCUCCUGGCCCCAUCACUUCCUCUUAGAUGCAGAAUUAAGGAUAUAUGCAAUUCUUUAUAGUUAAUUUAGAAUUAUCUUUAAUAAACUGAAUUCCUAGUUGA